CAUGAGUAGAUAUUUUCUGUGAAGGACUCGGUCGGAAUCACACUCCUUUUGAUGGUCACGUUUAGUUUUAUUCUGCUGUUCUUUAACCUUGGUUGUAAUUCAACCAAUUAAAAACACAUUUUAAACAGUGGGUUUUGCAGGAUGGCGGCCCUUACUAAAACAGAAACAAUAGCAAUGCGAAAAAGACACAUAGGAGAAUCGUGUACCUUAUUUUUUAAAUCUGAUCCGUUGAAAAUAGUACGAGCAAAAGGACAGUAUAUGUAUGAUGAACAUGAUAACCAAUAUUUAGAUUGUAUCAAUAAUGUUUGUCAUGUUGGUCACUGCCAUCCAUACGUUGUUGAAGCUGGAGCGAAACAAAUGCAAGUGCUGAAUACCAAUUCUAGAUUCCUACAUGAUAAUAUGGUCAAGUUAGCCAGAAGAUUAACUGAAACCUUACCAGAUGACCUCAAAGUUGUUUAUUUUACUAAUUCUGGAUCUGAGGCAAAUGAUUUAGCUUUGAGAUUAGCCAAGCAUCACACCAAGCAUUCUGAUAUGAUUGUUUUAAAAGGUGCCUACCAUGGACAUGUUAUUUCUCUAAUAGAUUUGAGUUCAUAUAAGCUUGAUGAUAUGAAAGAUGGAGUUCACAAGGCACCUAGUUCUGUACAUAUGGCCGCAUGUCCUGACACAUACCGUGGUAAAUAUAGAGAUGAUGAACACCCAGGCAAGGAUUUAGGAAAGAUGUAUGCUGAUGAUGUCAAAGAAAUCAUUGAUUCUAUCCAUGAAAAGGGAAACACGGUCAGUGGCUUUAUGGCAGAAUCUAUGCAAAGUUGUGGAGGACAAAUCAUCUACCCUGAUGGAUACUUAGAGAAAGUAUUUAAAUAUGUUCAUCAAGCUGGCGGGAUCAAUAUUAUGGAUGAGGUUCAAGUUGGAUUUGGAAGAGUUGGAUCCCACUUUUGGUCUUUUCAAGCUCAAGGUGUUGUACCUGAUAUUGUUACAAUGGGUAAACCAAUGGGUAAUGGUCAUCCAAUAGCAGCAGUUGUUACAACUAGAGAAAUAGCAGCAAGUUUUGCUGCCUGUGGUGCAGAAUAUUUUAACACUUAUGGUGGUAAUCCAGUUUCAUGUGCGAUUGGUCUGGCCGUAUUAGAUGUUAUAGAGAAUGAAGAUUUACGAGGAAAAGCUGUUCAAGUUGGUCAAUAUUUCUUAGAUAAACUAAAUAACAUGAAGAAAACAUAUACAUUGAUUGGAGAUAUCAGAGGACAUGGUAUGUUUGUUGGUAUUGAUUUAGUAAAUGAUAGAAAAACACGGGAACCAGCUACAGAAGCUGCAGAGUAUGCUGUUUCCAGAUUAAAAGAGGAGCGAAUACUCUAUAGUAGAGAUGGACCCCAUAUGAAUGUUCUUAAAUUCAAACCACCAAUGUGCUUUACCAAAGACAAUAUAGAUUUUUUGUGUGAGAAACUUGAAGUGAUUUUUGAUGAGCUUAAGAGUGGAAAUCUCAAACCAAUGUGUACACAGGAAAAAAAUACCAAUAAUUCAAAUGAUAUUCUUAUAGAUGAUGGUCCACCAAAUAAGAAAGUUUGUAUAGGACUUGAUACUCAAGUUUGCUGAGUUCAAAUAGAACAUCCAUAUUAUCAAAAGUUGAACAGGCUGAAACAGUCUGAAUGAGAAAGAAAUAUUUAUGUCCUGAUUUGCCUUAUUAGCAGUCGAGAAUUCAGGCCAUGACUGCCUUAGUGAAAUUUAAUGGCUAAAAAUAACUCUGAAUUUGAGAUGCAGCAAUGAUUGAGAUACUUGAUACCCUUUGAAUGUAAAUAACAUAUGCGUGCAUGUAAAGUAGAACGACUUUAACAUGAUUGAUUCAAAUAUAAAUGUAGAGAUCUUUUCUAAAACAAAAUUCCAGACUUUAGGAUAGACUGGGCUGGUUUUGGGCCAGGAACGGGUCGCCAGUACACUAAUCAUCUUCUUGUUGUUUUUGUUGACGGCAACACUCCUUCAAAACGUCAAUUCAAGUACUAUCAACUUGAUACUCGGCAUACAGUCUUUGAUUGUUGAUGUGAUGCGACAAUUCCAAGAUGACGGCGAUGUUAUCAUACUCAAUUCCUCUUCCAAUUGUUUUUGAAAAGAGCUCUUUAUAUUGUUUAAUAUUAUGUUCUAAUUUCAUAGUUAAAUUUAUAUUUUACCUUAGAGAGAUUAUGUAGACAGUUGUAGGUAGUAUGUUUGUAUGAUAUUGUACAUAACUUAAAGUAAUAAUUGUUAUGUUAAUGAGUGCAUUGGAUUUGUUAGUCUUGUUAUGUUUAUUUCUAAGUUUAUUGUAAAACCCCUAAUAAUAAUAAUAAUGUCACACCAAUUUUCUUUUCUGCUUAGUCUUCAUAAAUAAAUAGCCAUUUGAAUUGUGGUAUUGGGAUCUCUUAACCUGCCGACAAACUGGAAAAUCUACAUUCUUCGGAACCCACGAAAAAAAACUUCAAUUUUCAAUAAGGCUCAAUCAGAAAAUGCUUCAAAGUCGUUCCCCGAAGAAUGAAAAAUCAAAUUGGUGUGGCCUAUAAAUUUUAUUGAGUGUAUGGGAUUUGUAAGUUGUAUUAAUGUGUAUUAUUAUUAAACUUUUUAUUCUUUAAUUUUUGUGCUUAUUGGGGAAUUUUAAAAUAUUUACCAAGGAAUUGGUUUACUGCAUUCUAAUAAGUCUUGUAUUGGUAUUAACAUCAUAUUUUAUGUUAUUGUUUUAUUAUUCUAUGUUUUUAAAUCUUUUUUUUAUUGCUUUAAAUUUUCAGUAUUAUCAAUAAAAUUAAUAAAUAUACGAUCAAUUCUGAAAUGGAUGAUAAAUGAAAUGAAACGGGGUUUAACAUCCUACUUUUCGAAAUAUAUCAUAAAUGCACUCAAAGUAAUUCAAAAUUAUGUUCUGUUUAAAAAUGAAAAUAGUUCACUAAAUACCAAAAUUUAAAUGAUGUAUUCAUUAUUUGUGAGGAAGGACAACAACAGUAUGAAUGAAUUUAUUACUAAUCUACACAAAUUACCCAUCUAGAUAAUUUAAUAACAUGAAAUAAAAUUCCACCAGAUUAAAGAAAUAGUGAUUGUGCUUUAGAUCAUAAGGUCUGUCAUUGAGUCAAGUGAGGUGGUUGUGAUCCUUAGCUUUUAUGUGACAAGGAAUAAGGUCGGCUGUCCAAGUCCAAUACAUUGUAGCUUAUUUGCAGUUUCCUCCCACUGCUAAAGAUUUCUGGUAGAAGUGAAUUAUUAAAAUAAAAUUGUAACAUGUUAGUCCCAAAAUGACCUAGUUUGUAUGGUGUGGACAUUGAAUUAAACUCCAUUAAAAAAAAACACAAAAAAAAACCAAAUCCUCUGCAUUUAGAAUUAAAAGUUAAUUUUGAUUUUGCUUUUUGUUACUUCCCCAGCUUUAAUAUUUAAUUGUUAUGAAUUUACAAGUAUUGUCAAAUGAAAUAGAUAUUAUACAUGUAAUAAAAUUAUUUUAUAAAUUGA
Patella vulgata (common limpet) is the source of this 3444-nucleotide messenger RNA. Its product is annotated as ethanolamine-phosphate phospho-lyase. Bases 142 to 1584 code for a protein of 480 amino acids. Gene Ontology annotation, cellular component: mitochondrion. The transcript is spliced from 11 exons. The record is from RefSeq and is a predicted model, not a curated record. Gene Ontology annotation, molecular function: pyridoxal phosphate binding; transaminase activity. Lineage: Eukaryota; Metazoa; Mollusca; Gastropoda; Patellidae.